AUGGUUAGAUACAAAAUGUAUUUUAAUAUCGUUAAUCUGAAUGAAGCAUAUGAAAAUUAUCAAAAAUUAAUAUGCACUGGAAAACGUGAUGCUAAUGAAGUGAGUUUAGAUUUACUUAACAAUUCGGAUUGGGUCAGUGAACGACCAGAUGUAGCUGUUCAAACUGCUGUCUGGCAUUUUAGCGUAACUAGUAUGUUUGUUCCAGCUCGACAAGGUGAUUUUGCAGCCACUUCUCGGAUCAUUAACGAAAUACAAGAAUGUGACGGAGGACCAGGAGAUCCGAUGCAAAAGACACGAGUGAAGACGUAUAAACGAAUUCGACAAUGCUUUGGACUAGAAGAACAAGCAAGGAAACUUACAUGUUAA
Didymodactylos carnosus is the source of this 366-nucleotide messenger RNA. NCBI's taxonomy places the organism in Eukaryota, Metazoa, Rotifera, Eurotatoria, Philodinida, Philodinidae. The record is from the annotation of a GenBank genome assembly.